UCAUCGGAAAAGGGAGCACAUGCCGGCUCCAGCAUGCUUGAGCGGCUGGGGAGCCCAGCGGCUCAAGCAUCAAAAUCUCGGAAGCUCAAAGGCUUUCGAUCAAAACAAACGCCGCGCCGGAAAAGGAAGCAGAAAUAAGAGAGAAGGAAGAGGAAAGGGGGGGAGAGAGAAGGUGGGACUGUUAUUCCAAGAUGAGAAUAGAGGCUUCCCAUCAACGAUGAACUUGAUGUUGCUGUCUCCACCAAGUAUCAUGGCCGGAAUACACGACGUCGUGAACACCACCUUCCCAAAUAGUGCCGUUAAAGAAUUGGCUAAUUUGGUGCUCGAACAAAGGGUGUCCGUUGGAGAAGCUCUGUCUCUAUCAUUCCUUUCCAACUUGGAAGGCCUUGGAGAUCCAUCAAAGCUGCCAAGCAAUAGCCUCUCCUCCGAAGGCAGAUCUAGAUCCAAUUGGAUCAUAGCAUUGGAAGCCUCCAUGAGGGAAAGGGUGAAGGAAGACUGUGUUUUCCUCUGUGGGAGAAAGAGGAGAGGAAGGGGAAGAGGGACCUUGACUGUGCCUGUGACUGUAAUUGU
Molecule: messenger RNA, 570 nt
Organism: Rubroshorea leprosula
Lineage: Eukaryota; Viridiplantae; Streptophyta; Magnoliopsida; Malvales; Dipterocarpaceae
Source: the annotation of a GenBank genome assembly